UGUCCAAUUCUUUCAUCACCGUCUUCUCUGCGGACAUCAAAGGUUAAUUCGACGAGUACAGAAGUGGAGAGGAUUAUCAAGAGUUUAAACUUGUUUCCCAAUUCUGGCGUCAACUCCGGUGACCCAUCUUCCCGCAUAUUACCCGAUGCAGUGUCAUCAUCAUUGGUCGAACAACAAUUCCGCCUCCCAGCCCUUGGUGAUCCAGGGACUUCGAUUCGGAAUUUGGGUCAUUACGCCGGCUAUUAUCGACUUCCUCACUCACGUGAUGCAAGGAUGUUUUAUUUCUUCUUUGAGUCGAGAAGGGGUAUGAGAAAUGACCCAAUUGUGAUAUGGUUGAAUGGAGGACCUGGAGCCAGCAGUUCAAUUGGUCUGUUUUAUGAAAACGGUCCUUACAAGAUAAUCGACCAAUCCCUUAUCUGGAAUGACUUUGAUUGGGACCAAGUGUCGAACAUAAUCUAUAUCGACCAGCCCAUAGGCACCGGUUUCAGCUAUAGUUCAGAUGAGUCUGAUUUUUGUACCGAUCAAGACUGUGUUAGCAAUGACUUAUAUGACUUCUUGCAGGUAUUUUUCAAUGAACAUCCUCAAUAUUUGAGGAACGGUCUCUACAUAACAGGAGAAUCAUAUGCCGGCCACUAUAUCCCUGCCUUAGCCUCUCGGAUUCGCAAUGGAAACAAACAGGGUAUUGCUAUUGGAAAUGGAUUGACACACCCUGCUAUUCAAUACAAUUCAUUAAUAGAUUAUGCUUCAAAUAUGAGACUGAUCACAGAAACUGAACUCAGAGAUGUCGCCAAAUUGGUACCAGAAUGCGAGGAAGACGCAGCUAGAUGCAAUGCAAGGAUAGGAGGAGGAGGAAUCAGCUGUACGGAUGCAUAUUUUUCUUGUACUGCCAUAUUCAAACGUUUAUUGGGAUAUUAUGGUUAUAAUAGAAAUUAUUACGACACUCGGAAGGAACGUGUGGGUGAAACGUGUUAUGAUUUCUCGUAUAUGGAAAAAAUGUUAAAUAAGUCAUCGGUUAAAAUGUCCCUUGGAGUUGGCAAUAUUCAGUUUGUAUCCGUCAACCGUAUUUUUUAUGUAGCGAUGAUUAAUGAUUGGAUGAGGAAUGGUGCAGUGGAAAUUCCUCCACUUCUUGAAAAUGGAAUUAAGGUUUUGAUAUAUGCGGGAGAACGUGAUCUUAUCGUGAAUUGGCUUGGAAUCUAUAGGUGGGUUACUGAGAUGAAUUGGUCGGGUAAAAGACAAUUCAAUAAUAAAGACAUAGUUGCAUAUGUAGUCGAUCACGCUAUGAAAGGAGAUCUUAAAGAAUAUGGACCUCUAACAUUCCUUAAGGUUCAUGACGCGGGACAUAUGGUUCCUAUGGAUCAACCGAAAGUGGCAUUGAAGAUGUUGGAAAGAUGGACACAAGGUACCCCUAUGUCAAGAGAAUAA
Messenger RNA from Impatiens glandulifera, 1422 nucleotides. RefSeq names its product serine carboxypeptidase-like. Gene Ontology annotation, biological process: proteolysis. Lineage: Eukaryota; Viridiplantae; Streptophyta; Magnoliopsida; Ericales; Balsaminaceae. Gene Ontology annotation, molecular function: serine-type carboxypeptidase activity. The annotation marks the transcript as partial. Gene Ontology annotation, cellular component: vacuole. The transcript has 8 exons. The record is from RefSeq and is a predicted model, not a curated record.